CACAUCCAAAGACAAGAAAAUGGAACUCCAACUCGAAGAGGCGGACAGCUUCAUUAGUCUACUGAGCAACGAGACGUUGGACGACUCUGGUCCCGAGAUGGAAACGUUUCCGGCUCUGGCGGAUAUCGAAUCGCAGCUGUACGAGUUCGAUGACAUCGGCCGAUCUCUUAUGACCGACCCAUUCCUCUCACCUCCAUGUUCCGUCCGCUGUCACACAGUGCACGCUCCAUCCGACGCCACCGAUUCUCAUCCGUCAGCCUUUCAAUCCGUUCACCAUCUCCCCUACACAUUGAGCGGCCCUCUCGACCUCUGCCGUCCUCUCCCCUUCAAAGACCGCAAAGUGCAACCAAACCCGGUACCCGCGGUCAACGUCCCGGCCGGUCACCUAGUACCGGUACCGCAUCCUGAUGAUUACACAAGUUGCUCUGAGGUAACGAGCACGAUGGAUGUGCCAUCACCGAAAAGGUGGGAAGACUCCGAGUCUACCGAUGCAGUUGAGAAAAGCGAGGACAGCUCGAAUGACGAGUUGUACAGCCCGCAGUCGCACGGUACGCGGUCACGUUCUGUAGGACCGCGACCGAAAGGAAGGCGUCCGAGGUCUCGCUGUUUUUCUGCCUCGAACGUGUUGUAUCCGGAACGUUGUCGACCCGACGAGGUGCAGACGCCAGUGAUGUUCAAGUCGGAAGACGACAGGAAGGACUUCAAUAACGCGAGAGAGCGGGGGAGAAUUCGAUGGCAAAAUGAAGGUUUUCAACGUCUAAAAGAACUACUGCCUAGCAGUUAUAGUUCUGGCCGCAAAUCCAUGACAAAAGGUCAAAUCCUCCACAAAACUGCAGACUUGGUGAUCACCUUGAUGAACCAAGUCGAAGACAAACGUCACAUGCACAACCCAAGCUACACAGGAAAGAGCGCCUAUUACCAAUCAAUCAGAAAUAUACAACACGACCGAUCAGAACACGCUGAAUCAAUUCACGGUUGUACCACAAUUUCGAAAGAUUGUAUGAAGUGCAGACGAUUACUCACAGAGAAACAGGACGCGUUCGGUGAUGCUCCUCGAUCGUGUUGAAGCAUUCGAGACAAACAAAGUUUAGAAAUAAAUGCG
Corticium candelabrum is the source of this 1102-nucleotide messenger RNA. RefSeq lists its product as uncharacterized. The record is from RefSeq and is a predicted model, not a curated record. Lineage: Eukaryota; Metazoa; Porifera; Homoscleromorpha; Homosclerophorida; Plakinidae. The transcript is spliced from 7 exons. Gene Ontology annotation, molecular function: protein dimerization activity. Bases 20 to 1066 code for a protein of 348 amino acids.